Molecule: messenger RNA, 1491 nt
Organism: Carica papaya (papaya)
Lineage: Eukaryota; Viridiplantae; Streptophyta; Magnoliopsida; Brassicales; Caricaceae
Product: DJ-1 protein homolog E-like
Source: RefSeq, a predicted model, not a curated record
AUACCUAAACAUCGUAUCUAUAUAUAUAUAUAUAUAUGUAUGUAUCGUCUUCUCCGCUUGUUCCAGAAAUCAUACACUAUACCUGACUAGCAAUCUUUAUCAACCUUCUCUGCGUUUGUGAGUGGAAAGAUGGGAUCAAUCGCUCAGCGUUCGGCUCUCAUACUCUGCGGCGACUACAUGGAAGAUUUCGAGGUCGCCGUGCCAUUUUAUGCCCUUCAAGCUUUUGGAGUCCGCGUCGAUUGCGUCUCCCCCAACAAGAAGUCCGGCGAUAAAUGCAUCACUGCCGUUCAUGAAUUCCUAGGCUUCGAGUUAUACACAGAAUUGCCGGGACAUAAGUUCGAGUUAAACGCCAAUUUCGAGGAAGUAAAACCAGAAUCCUACGACGCGCUGAUUAUACCAGGUGGACGUUUCACGGAACUGUUGAGCGUAGACGAGAAAUGUUUAACCGUGGUAACCAAAUUCGCAGAAACAGGGAGGACGAUUCUCUGUACUUGCCAUAGCCAGCUCAUGUUAGCCGCUGCUGGGGUUCUGAAAGGCAAGAAGUGCACUGGUUUUGGCAGCAUGAAACCCGUCAUCGAGCUUGCCGGCGGUACUUGGUGGGAACAGUCUGGAAUUUCAUCAGUUCUUGACAUCACUGCUUGUCUUGAAGACGGUAAUAUCUUAAGCUCCAUUGGUUGGCCUGCCCAUGGCGAAUGCCUUAAUCUUCUCUUUCACUCAAUCGGAGCCCAGAUCUCAUCACCCACGGAUACCACCAUUUCUGUACUUUUCCUUUGUGGGGAUUACGUAGAAGACUACGAGUUCAACGUUCCAUUCAGGGCAUUACAGGGUCUGGGUUGCAGGGUUGAUGCUGUGGCACCCAAGAAGAAAAGAGGAGAGACGUGUGUGAGCUCCAUUUAUGUUGAUGAAGGAGGGGAGAUACCCAUCGAGAAGAGAGGUCAUAAUGUGUAUCUAACGGCUGAUUGGGAUGAAAUCAAAGUGGAUGAUUAUGAUUGUGUGGUGGUUCCAGGGGGGAGAUCUCCUGAGUUGCUGAUCAUGAACUCGGAAGCGAUUUCCAUGGUGAAGAAAUUCGGGGAGAAGGAGAAGAUUAUUGCUGGUUUUGGCCAAGGACAAUGGCUUCUCGCUGCUGCUUCUCUUCUCCAGGGGAAGAGAUGUGCGAGCAGCCAUGGGAUGAAAGUUACAGUGGAGUUGGGUGGUGGGAAAGUUGCAGAGACGGAAGGAUGCGUGAGGGACGGGAAGCUGUUGACCGCUGCUGGUUACCGUCAACUUCCUGCCUUCGUUUUCCAUCUCGCCAACCUUCUUGCUUUUUCCGUUGUCUUUUGAGUUCUCAUUUUUUAUAUUAUAUAUAUAUAUAUAUAUACACGUAUCUACAUACAUAAUAUAUAUAUAUAUAUAUAUAUACAGAUAAUAAUUUACUUUUAUCUAUUUGGGCUGAAUUGUAUUAUUAAUAAUGAGCAUGCAUCACUUAGUUAUUACAAUAAUUUUUCUUGUUAA